GGUUUUAUCUACGAGCAUCAGACUAAUAAUGUCGAAAUUCAUCGCUUCAUUCGGUUGGUCACUCAUUCUAGCAACAUUUAUUUUCGUAUUGUCAAUCACAAAAGAAUUAGUCGACGGAAGAACGAUUUCGAAUAUAGCGAGCAAAUCAAUAAUCAAAUCCAUUAAUGUUGACAAAGAUGAAAUCAUCGAUUGUUAUGAUAUCUACAAGCAACCUUCUCUUAAUCAUCCUUUGCUUCACAAUCAUACAAUACAGGUGAAACCAAGUAUGAGCCCGACGAAUAUAAAAUCAGAUAAUUUCGGGACACUUCAGCUUACACAGAUUUGGCAUAAGUAUGGAACAUGUCCAGAAGGAACUAUCCCUAUACAGAGGAAUAUAAAAGAUGUUCGUUCAAUACUCUCGCGCAAACAUCGUCGUCGGAAAUUUUCUCAUUAUAAGAUGCCUAAUACAUCACAUUCAAACGGUAUUAGGGACGGCCAUGAGUACGCGGUAAUUAGGGUGUUCGGGAAUUUUCUAGGAGCACAAGCAAAAAUAAAUCUUUGGAAUCCGGUUGUGGAAGCACCACUUGAGAUAAGUAUAUCUCAAAUUUGGAUUACAGCCGGUGAAUAUGGUGAUCGCAAUAGUAUUGAAGCUGGAUGGGAAGUUUCUGAGGCUAUAUAUGGUGAUAACCAGACCAGAUUCUUUAUACUGUGGACUACGGAUGACUACAACACCGGUUGCUACAACCUCGAAUGUGAAGGCUUUGUACACACAUCCUCAGAUAUCGCUAUCGGGUGUAAUUUCACAGAAUUAUCCACUUUCAAAGGAGACCAGAAAGAUGCCACUUUUAGUAUACACAAGGAUCAAAAUAGUGGAAAUUGGUGGGUACAAGUACAAGGUAUUCCAGUGGGAUAUUAUCCAAGUUCUCUUUUCACUCAAUUAUCAAAGACAUCCACAGAAGUAGAUUUCGGCGGAGAAAUCUUUAAUCAAAGAUCCAAAAAACGACAUACUACGACUCAAAUGGGUAGCGGACAUUUCCCUUCAGAAGGAAAUUUGGGAAUUUCAAGCUAUUUUAAUUAUGUCCAAGUAGUUGAUGAAAAAUACGAAGCCAGAGACCCCAAAGAUGUUAUGCCGGUUGUAUCGAAUCCACAUUGCUAUGAUUUGAAAAUUGACGACAACCAUAAAAAUGGUUAUGGUUUUUUUUAUGGAGGUCCUGGUUAUAAUGAUAAUUGUCAGUAAUAAAGACAUGAUAUGCCUAAGUGGUUAAUUGUUAGCGGAGGUUAACCCUUAGUAACUUGUUAGUCAUAUUCCGAUAGAUGGUACUCUAUGGCCGAACUGCGAGACCACCUGUAUUGUUUUCAGUUACACAAAUUUAAGUUACGAGUACAAUUUCUUCAUUCUUUGCACUACCAACAUAUUUGUAUUUUUAUUAGUAAUAUUGUUGUACUUACCUAGAAAUAAUUACU
Molecule: messenger RNA, 1443 nt
Organism: Papaver somniferum (opium poppy)
Lineage: Eukaryota; Viridiplantae; Streptophyta; Magnoliopsida; Ranunculales; Papaveraceae
Exons: 7
Coding region: 29-1216 (395 amino acids)
Source: RefSeq, a predicted model, not a curated record